AUGCUACCUUCCUUUAUCAACCGAGUGUCACUUGCGCCAGGAAUGGUUAUCCACAGUUGCAUCCAAGCGAUUGGCCUCACAGCUGCAGACGUGGUGACGACAAGGUUUUGUGUCGCUAAAAAGACUCGUGAAGGAGGAAGAAAGCGAGAAGAACGACGCAAACGACGAGAGACGCAGCAGCUGGUUAUGAGGAGCUCGUGUGGCGGUCGUGCAAAACCAGGGCGCUCGCCACGCUUUCAGCCAAUGAGCGGAGCUCACUGUCCCACCAAAACAAAAAGCGAGUUAAAGCAGCAGACGACGCGACGGCUCUCGGGAACGCGCACGUCGAGGUCUCGCGCAGCUCGAGCUCUCAUCGUCUUCCCCUUUCUCUCUCCCUCUCUCUCUCUCCUCGUGGUGUGA
Messenger RNA from Peronospora matthiolae, 399 nucleotides. The record is from the annotation of a GenBank genome assembly. NCBI's taxonomy places the organism in Eukaryota, Oomycota, Peronosporomycetes, Peronosporales, Peronosporaceae.